Messenger RNA from Kuraishia capsulata CBS 1993, 585 nucleotides. RefSeq lists its product as uncharacterized. NCBI's taxonomy places the organism in Eukaryota, Fungi, Ascomycota, Pichiomycetes, Pichiales, Pichiaceae. The record is from RefSeq and is a predicted model, not a curated record. The transcript has a single exon. The coding region runs from base 1 to 585 and encodes 194 amino acids.
AUGUCACUGCAUUCGGUUGAGCUACAGCGAUCCGACUCCAUAGCCACAUCCUCAGCCACGUCCUCGAGGACCUCCGAUUUCGAGGAUGCACAUACCCAUUUCAGCGACGACCUAUCGAUACAGGCUGCUGAAUCUGAAGACCCACAACCAACACAAGUUGCAAGUUCUGAACCUCCGGUUGUGACGGAGUCUGAGGAGGGAGACAUCACCGUGGGACCUCUUGAGUCCGCGAGAGAGGGAGACAACUUGAGCCUGACGCCUCAAGCAACCAUCGAAUCUCAGCCAACGAUCCGCAAACAACCAACCUACGAACAGAUCAAAGAGGAAGAGUUCCAAAAAACGAAAACAGAAAAUCAACGGCAGAGAGAAGAGGAGCAGACAAAGUAUGUGGCCGAGCAUGGACGGUACAGGAGGGAAGAGAGUGAAUGUCACGAGUAUUGGUGCUCGCUAUACGGUGAAGAUGAUGUUUGCUGCAGCGAGCUCCGAGGAAACUGUUUUCAGAGCCCUGAACUGUGUAUCACCACGUGUUUCGCUUGCUGCUUCUCGUCUACAAUAGGUGUAUGCAUUACGUUGUGUACCACUUGA